Musa acuminata AAA Group (dessert banana) is the source of this 3648-nucleotide messenger RNA. Its product is annotated as pentatricopeptide repeat-containing protein At5g43790-like. Bases 44 to 1882 code for a protein of 612 amino acids. NCBI's taxonomy places the organism in Eukaryota, Viridiplantae, Streptophyta, Magnoliopsida, Zingiberales, Musaceae. The record is from RefSeq and is a predicted model, not a curated record. Gene Ontology annotation, molecular function: protein binding; zinc ion binding. The transcript is spliced from 3 exons.
UUACAGCAUCAUUAAAUCACAUUGGAAUGGCGAGAAUGAACGAAUGGGACGUCGCAGCAUCUGCAUUCCAACCACCCCGCGCGGUUGCCAACGCCACCCCACCUUCCUCCUCUUGGAGAGGUGCCCCAAAACCCUGUCCGCCUUCAACCAACUCCACGCCCACUUCAUCACCACCGGCCUUGCCCGCCACACCUACCCCCUCUCCCGCCUCCUUCUCCUCUUCUCCUCGCUCCCCUCCCCUCUCCCCUCUCUCCCCCACGCCGCCGCCCUCCUCUGCCAGCCUCUGGUCUCCUCCUCCUCCCCCUCCCCCUUCCUCCCCAACACGCUCGUCUCUUCCCUCGCCGACGUCGGCCGUCCCCACCUCGCCCUCUCCCUCUACUCCCGGGUCCUCCUCCUCCAGCCCCACUCCCCCAAGCCCAACAACCACACCUUUCCCUCCCUCCUCAAGGCCUGCGCCGCUGCCGGCCCCUCGUGGGUCCCAGUCGGCCGCGCCCUUCACGCCCACGUCGUCAAGUUCAUCGGCCACGACUCCGUCGACCACUUCGUCCGCGCCGCGCUGCUCAGCUUCUACUCCCGCUGCGGGGACGUGUCAUCUGGCCGCCGCUUGUUCGACCGCAUUCCAAACCCUGACCUGCCCGCUUGGAAUUGCAUGCUCUCGGCCUAUGCUCGGUGCUAUAGCGACGUCGAGGAUGCUGAUUCCGGCAUGCAGACCUUGUUUCUCUUCCGAAAGUUGCAGCUUUCCUCCACGUUUAGGCCGAACGAGAUCACGCUCGUGGCCUUGAUCGGUGCUUGUGGUGAUCUGGGAGCCCUAGGCCAGGGUAUCUGGGCACAUGCCUACAUCGAGCAGAAUCAUUUAAUCAUGAACCAGGUCGUGGCUACGGCUUUGAUCGAUAUGUAUGCAAAAUGCGGACGAUUAGAUCUUGCGGAGCAACUGUUCGUCAGAUUGUCUCAGAAAGAUGUGCUCUGCUACAACGCCAUGAUUCGGGGACUUGCGACUCACGGGCGUGGUCACCAGGCAGUUGAACUGUUCCAUAGGAUGACGAGCGAGGGGGUGGGGGUUGACGAGGUGACAUUUGUAGUUGUCAUGAGCGCUUGUGCGCAUGCAGGGUUGGUCGAUGAGGGGCAGAGAUUGUUCGACGAAAUGCAAGAGGAUUUCGGAAUCAAGCCACAGAUGGAGCAUUAUGGAUGUUUGGUGGAUCUUUUGGGCCGAUCUGGACAGCUUGAGGAGGCCGAGCAGGUCAUUCAAUCCAUGCCUAUGAAGCCAAAUGCGAUCCUUUACAGGUCAUUGUUAACAGCUUGUGGAAUUCAUAAUAACUUGGAGAUCGGAGAGCGUACGGUUGCACAGCUGAUACAUUCGGAGCCUGAGCAUGGUGGUAACUACGUUUUAUUGUCAAACAUGUUUGCCAAGAUUUGUCGAUGGGACGGUGUUAUGCAGGUGAGAAAGGUGAUGAAGGAGAAGGGUAUUGAUAAAACACCUGGUUCUAGUUUAGUCGAGGUUGAGGGAUCCAUGCACGAGUUCUUGAUGGGAGACAGAACUCACCCUCUUCUGAAGGAGAUCUACAAGAUGCUCGACGAAAUGGACAGAAGAUUGCAUGAGUUUGGAUACAUGCCAAGAACAAAGGAAGUGUUGUUUGAUGUUGAAGAGGAGGAUAAGGAAGAUGCUCUCUCCUACCACAGUGAGAGGCUGGCUAUUGCCUUUGCUCUCCUUACAUCCGAUCCGAGUGUUCCUAUCAGAAUUAUGAAGAAUUUGAGAGUCUGUGGUGACUGCCACUUGAGUACAAAGCUCAUAUCUGGGAUCUACAUGAGGGAAAUAAUUGUGCGAGAUCGAAGCCGCUUUCACCAUUUCAGGAACUGGACAUGUUCUUGCUCAGAUUAUUGGUAAACUUUUCUUCAUAUCAAUCAGGCCUCCUUUCAUCCUCAGCGUGAGGGACAGCACGUGCUCCGGGGUCUUCUCCUUCCCCACCACGUCGAUCUCGAACCUUUCCACCACGCAGGCUACGAUGGACUUCAUCUGUACAUACGCCAUCUCCUUCCCCAGACACAUCCUUGGGCCUGCAUGGAACACCGGGAAUCGGAACGGGCUUUCGGGUCUAAAGACUCCGUUCUCCAGCCACCUCUCCGGCUUGUACUCGUUGCAGUCUCGCCCCCAUAUGUCCUCCAACCUCCCCAUGGCGUAAGCGCUGUAAGUCACAAACCAUCCUUUGCCCACGAAGGUCCCGUCGGGCAUGAUGUCGUCUUCCAGGCAUGACUGUGUGUCGAUCGGUACCGGAGGAUACAAUCUCAUCGACUCCGUCACCGCUGCGUGGAGUAUCUUCUUCUCCACGUCGGGCCUCGUCGACAGGAUCCAGAAGAACCAUGUCAGGGCCGAUGAUGUCGUCUCCCUGCCUGCCACGAGGAAGUUUGUGACGAUGUCUCGCAGGAACUCCUCCGAGUUGUUCUUGUUGGAGGCGAAUCGAGAGAGGAGGUCGUGGUGUUCGUCCAGCUCUGAGGCUUUCUCCUUCCUUGCUCGAAUGAUCCGCAUGGCGUAACCGUGCACGACCGCGAGCAGUUCUCUCAGCCGCCUCUCCGACCCGAUGUCGAGCAGCUUCUUCACCCGCCACGUGAUCUCGAAAGCAUCCAUGAACCGGCCAACGAUCAGGUUCUGCGCUUCCUCGAAGGCUCUCAUGAAGCUCGAGGAAGUGGCAUCGGCAACGGCGUCCUCCGCGAGGCACGCGGGGUCUUCGUCGAAGGCGACCUUGCAGAUGCUGUCAAAGGCGAAGCGCUCCAAGACGCUCUGCAGAUCCAUCGUCUCGCCCUUCUCUCCCGCUCUCCUCAUCAGCGGCAGCAGCCUGUGGGCAAUCUCCGACUGCAUGGUGUCCACCAUGAAGUUGCGAAGGGAGCGCUUGCUGAACUCGUAGCUCGCCUGCUUGCGCUGCCCCUUCCACUCUUCGCCGUCCGAGUUGAAGAUGCCAUGGCCGAGGAAGUCCACCAGCAUGCGGAAGGAGCGCUCGCCCUUGGGGUAGUUCUCGAAGUUGGACUUGAGCACGUGUUCGACGUUGGAGGGGUUGGCGGUGAUGACACCUCCGACCUGCCCCGGGCUCCGGAAGGUCAUCGAGUGGGUGGGGCUGUGGACGAGGACGUCGGUGAUCCAGUCGAGAAAUCGGUGCCGGUUUUUGAGGAACUGGGGAAGGAGACCGAGCAAGAGGUAGGGCUUGAGGCCAGUGCAUCUGCUUCGCUCUGACCAGCUCCUGUAGAGGAAGAAGAGGCAGAGGGAGAGAGGCAAGAGGAGGAAGCAGACUAGCUGUGGGGAAGAUAGCUCCAUAAGACCUGGUAAUUGUCUUGUGUCAGACUGCUGGCUUCAAUGGCUUUUAUGGACGUCAAACUUGGUGGAUAGAGCAAGAAGAGGACUGCACCAAUAAACAAAUGGUGGUGAUUGAAGUCUUCUGGCGCCACAUGCCCUGCUUUCUUGGUGACCAAGGAAGAGGCAUGCUUUCAAAGUAUGGCUACUAAGUAUAGGAAGCUUUCAGGUAGUGUUAAUAUCAAACCAAGAUUCUCAUCUUCCAAACCAUGUGCGUUGUUUUUGUAGUUUUCUGUGUUCAUCUUGUGAGAGGAAUGUGACUGUGAGAUGACCAGUUUCACUCUAUGAAUGUCCGUAGGCGACUGUCAGUA